Melopsittacus undulatus (budgerigar) is the source of this 1427-nucleotide messenger RNA. It is a transcript of the gene CALR, whose product is annotated as calreticulin. The coding region runs from base 75 to 1319 and encodes 414 amino acids. Gene Ontology annotation, biological process: protein folding. The transcript has 9 exons. Gene Ontology annotation, cellular component: endoplasmic reticulum membrane; endoplasmic reticulum. The record is from RefSeq and is a predicted model, not a curated record. NCBI's taxonomy places the organism in Eukaryota, Metazoa, Chordata, Aves, Psittaciformes, Psittaculidae. Gene Ontology annotation, molecular function: calcium ion binding.
UGCCGGGCGCCGCCGGGCCGGGACGGAGCCGUUGGUGCGGAGCCGAACGGGCUGGGCCGCGUGAGGACCCCGCCAUGAGCCGCAGCUGCCUCCCCCAUUGCCUGCUCGGAGCCCUCCUGGCGCUGGCGGCCGCAGAGCCCACCCAGUACUUCCGGGAGGAGUUCGGGGAUGGAGACGCCUGGACCCAGCGAUGGGUGGAAUCCAAGCACAAACCCGACUACGGCCGAUUCGUGCUCAGCGCCGGCAAGUUCUAUGGGGACGCCGAGAAGGACAAAGGGAUCCAGACCAGCCAGGACGCCCGUUUUUAUGCCAUCUCCUCCCGCUUCGAGCCCUUCAGUAACCGUGACAAGAGCCUGGUGGUUCAGUUCACUGUGAAGCAUGAGCAGAACAUCGACUGUGGGGGGGGGUAUGUGAAGCUCUUCCCGGCCAGCCUCAAGCAGGAGGAUAUGCACGGGGAUUCCGAGUACAACAUCAUGUUCGGCCCUGAUAUCUGCGGCCCUGGCACCAAGAAGGUUCAUGUCAUCCUCAACUAUAAAGGCAAGAACGCGCUCAUCAAUAAGGAUAUACGGUGCAAGGAUGACGAGUUCACACACCUGUACACCCUGAUCCUGCGUCCGGACAACACCUACGAGGUGAAGAUUGACAAUGGACGUGUGGAGGGGGGGGCCCUGGAGGACGACUGGGACCUGCUCCCCCCCCGGCGCAUCCGCGACCCCCAGGCCCAUAAACCCGAGGACUGGGAUGAGCGAGCCAAGAUCGAUGACCCCGAGGACACCAAACCCGAGGAUUGGGAUAAACCAGAGCACAUCCCUGACCCCGAUGCCAAGAAGCCGGAGGAUUGGGAUGAGGAAAUGGAUGGGGAGUGGGAGCCCCCCGUGAUCCAGAACCCGGAGUACAAGGGCGAGUGGCGGCCGCGGCAGAUCGACAACCCCGACUACAAGGGGAAAUGGGUGCACCCCGAGAUCGACAACCCCGAGUACAGCCCCGACCCCUUGCUCUAUGCCUACGACAGCUUCGGUGUCAUCGGCCUCGACCUCUGGCAGGUGAAAUCUGGGACCAUCUUUGACAACUUCCUCAUCACCGAUGAUGAGAAACUGGCCGAGGAGAUCGGGAAUGAGACCUGGGGGGCCACCAAGGACGCCGAGCGCCGCAUGAAGGAGCAGCAGGACGAGGAGCAGCGGCAGCGCCAGGAGGAGGAGGAGAAGCAGCACAAAGACGACGACGGCGGCGACAACGACAACGACGACGAGGAGGAGGAGGACGAGGAAGAGGAGGAGGAGCCCGAGGCCGAGGAGGCGGCGCCGAGGGACGAGCUCUGAGCGGCGCCGCGGGCCCGGCCCCGGUCUCUGUGAGACCCUUUGGACUCUUUUCUACGGCCGCCGCCGCCGCCGCCGCCGGGGGACGAGCACCGGGAAUAGCGCUGGGAA